Messenger RNA from Mangifera indica (mango), 6923 nucleotides. Its product is annotated as probable disease resistance protein At4g27220. Lineage: Eukaryota; Viridiplantae; Streptophyta; Magnoliopsida; Sapindales; Anacardiaceae. The transcript is spliced from 12 exons. The coding region runs from base 243 to 4826 and encodes 1527 amino acids. Gene Ontology annotation, molecular function: ADP binding. The record is from RefSeq and is a predicted model, not a curated record.
CGUUUUACUUUCUUUAUUUCAUAAUCUUUUUGCCCUAUUUCUAGUUCUUUAUUUAUUUCUGUUUCAAUAUUUUUGAUUUCUUCAACCAAAAAAAAAAAAAACUUUUUGCUUUCGGUUUUUUCCGUUAUUACUAGAAAGAAUUAUCAUUUCUUGUAUUUAUUUUUAAUUUCUGUGUAUUUUAAUUAUUUUCAUUUGCUUUACUUCUCUUCUAUGUUUUUCAAACUUUUAAAAAGUUAAAAAAAAUGGUUGAUGCUGCCGGGAGUGUUGGGGGUGUGGUAAGUCCUGUCCUUCAAGUUGCCGAGUGGUUGGCUGCUCCGAUUUGCCGUCAAUUUAAGUACUUGUUCAACUACAAGUGCAACUUUGACAAUCUCCAAGAAGAAGUUGACAAGCUGAAGAAUACAAGAGACGAAGUUCAGCAUAAGGUUACUGAUGCUGAGAGAAAUGUGGAAGAGAUCAAACAGAAUGUUAAGGACUGGCAGAAAAAAGUGGAGAAGACCAUUACUGAAGCAGAGCAGUUGAUUCAAGCGAAAGCAAACAACCCUCGAUGUUUCAACGGAUUGUGCCGCAACUUCAUCACCAGCUACAAACAAAGCAAGAAAGCAUUCAAAUUAAAGCGGGAUGAUAUCGAUCCACUUCUUCGGCAAGAAAAGGAAUUGGGUCCUGUUUCCUAUCCCACCAAUCCACCGGAGAUCUGGCUUAGAUCUAGUGAAAAUUAUGUGGAUUUUGAAUCAAGAAACUCCACUGUGAAUAAUGUAUGGGAUGCUUUAAAUGAUGAGAAUGUGUACAUGAUUGGUGUUUACGGGAUGGGUGGUCUUGGGAAGACCACUCUUGUGCAGGAACUUGGUAGGAAAGCUAAGAAGGAAAAGGUCUUUGAGGAGAUUGUUUUUGUUGAGGUUUCAGAAAGUCCUGAUGUAAAAAAGAUUCAAACAACAAUUGCAGACAACUUGGGUGUGAAAUUCAAAAACGAAAGUGACAUGGCAAAGCAGGUGUAUUCAAGGAUGAAGGACAAGAAUAUCCUUCUAAUUCUAGAUAAUAUAUGGGAACCUCUAGAAUUUGAUAAUAUGAUAGGAAUUCCUCGCGAAAUUGAUCGUGGAAGAAAUAAACUUCUACUCACAACAAGAGAUUUAGAUGUGCUGGAGAAGAUGGGUUCCACAAAUAAUUUCACAAUGGGCAUUUUAAAUGAAGAAGAUGCUUGGAACCUAUUUGCCAAGAUGGCAGAUAUCUUUGCAGGUAACGUUAUCAAAACACAUAGAUUGCAUUCUCUACCAAAUGAUGUAUGCAAAGAAUGCGGGGGUUUACCUAUUAUCAUUUGUACAAUGGCAAAAGCAUUAAAAAACAAGAGUCAUCCAUCUGAUUGGAAGGUUGCGUUGCAAGAACUGAGAGCACCUUCUCCAACAAAGUUCACCGGAUUCCUAAAAAAGGAUUAUAUGAAGAUUGCCUUGAGUUACAAGUAUUUAAGAGAUGAUGAAUUAAAGGAAACUUUUUUAAUUGCCAGUUUAUUGGAAAAUAAUACUUCCAUAUCAGACUUGCUCAGACAUGUUAUGUGUUUGGAUAUACUUGAAGGAGCUAAUUUGACAAUUGAAGAUGCACGGAAUAGACUAGAUAAAUUGGUUCGCGACCUCAAAGAUGCUUGUUUGUUACUUGACGGAUUCAAAAGUGGACAAUUUGCUAUGCAUGAUAUUGUUCGUGAUGUUGCCAUAACAAUUGCAUAUGUAGAUCACAAUGUGUUUACAACGAGAAAUGACAUUGAACGAGAUUGGAAGGAUAGAGACAAACUUAGGAAAUGCACAAAAAUCUCCCUAGUUAGUAGUAGUAAUAUUAUUAAUCAACUUUGGCCUAACAAUUUGGAUUGUCCAAAUCUUGAAUACUUCUAUAUGACUAAUAUGUGCAACUCUUCUUUCGAAAUCCCAGAAGACUUCUUCACAGUGAUGCCAAAGCUUAGAGUGUUGAAUUUGGAUGGACUACAACAAUUGGCAUUACCAUCAUCAAUUGAUCUUUUGACAAACCUUCAAACAUUGUGUUUAUAUGGUAGCAAAAUUAAAGAUGUUGCUAUUAUUGGUAAGCUUAGGAAUCUAAAGGUCCUUAGCUUGCAACAUGCUUCUAUUAAGAAGUUGCCUACAGAAAUAGGUCAAUUGACUCAACUAAGGUUGUUAGAUUUGAGCUAUUGUGGGCAUUUGAAAGUUGUUGCUUCAAAUGUGAUAUCAAAAUUAUCCAAUUUGGAAGAACUUUUUUUAAAGGGAUGUCCUAUUCAGUGGAAGAUUGAAGUACUUGAGGAAUUGAAGCUCUUGUCUAGCCUUACUAGUUUAGAAUUGGAAAUUGAAGAUGACAAGGUUUUGCCUAAAGACUUCUUUUCCAAAGAGCUUAUAAGGUACAAAAUGUCAGUGGGAAAUUGGUUCGAACAUCCAAUAAUUGAUGAAGAUGAGUAUUUGAGGGUAUUGAAAUUGAAAUUCAAUCCUGCAUUCUACUUGGAAGAAUUAUAUGGAAUCAAGAAUGUGGAACUCUUAGGCUUAUCCCAAUAUUUAGAUGAUGAGGACAAGGACGAUCUUGAGCAUUCAAAAUUCAAUUUGCAAUCCAAUGAAAUCACAUUGCUUUUUAAUAAAGAGGUUAUCUUUCCUGAUUUAAUGGUCUUGAUACUGAAGGAUAUUAUUUCUAGAAAGUUUUGGCACAACCAACUUCCAACUUCCUUCUUUCAAAAUUUGAAACAAUUGAUAUUGUGGAGAUGUACAAAGAUAAAAUAUGUGUUUCCUUCUACUAUUGCCAAAAGCCUCCAGCAACUCCAAUACUUCGAGAUAAUGGAUUGUAUUGUUUUAGAAGGAAUUGUUGCUACAGAAGAAGGAACAGAAGCAACUGUCAAUUUUUUCUUUCCGCAGGUAGCUAAAUUGAAGCUUCAUUUUCUACCAGAGUUUACAGAUUUCUCUCCUGUAAUACAUCCUUCAACAUGGCCAAAAUUGAAAGAGUUGGUGGUGAUACGUUGUCAUAAAUUUAAGAUGCUUUUAUCAGAGCCAAUAUCCCUGUGCUUGGACCAACAGAUCAACCAUGAUUUGAAGAUAUUUCUAUUAACGGAUGGUUUGCAAGAGAUUGGUUGGCGGAGUCAAUCUAAAGAUAAAGAUCUUAAAAUCUCCAAUUAUGAGUCAGCACAUAUUCCAUUUGGGCUCUUUCCAAGAUUUGAAAAUCUUACAUUUCUUUAUGUUGACCGUUGUCAUGAGUUCGUUAACUUAACAACACCUUCAAUAGCUAGAAGCUUGGUGCAGUUGAGAGAAUUGAAAGUAUCAUAUUGUCAAAUGCUAAUGGAAAUAUUAGAAAUUGAGGAAGAUGCAACAACUGAAAUUGUUUUUGAGAGUUUAAGUAAGCUAUCAUUUGAAUGGAUAGAAAGUCUUACAUGCUUCUGCUCAGGGAAUUACACUUUCAAUUUCCCAUCAUUGGAGGAGUUGAAUAUAACAAAAUGUCCUCAUAUGAAGACCUUCUGUAGAGGAAUCUUGUGCACUCCAAAGUUACAAAAAAUCAAUUAUGACAAAAUGAAAGUAGAGAAUAAGGGGAAUGAUCUUAAUAAAACCAUUCAAGGAUUAUAUAAAAGGAAAAACCAGAACAUCUCCCUUGAUUUGAAGUUGUUGACAUUGAAAGAUGUUAAUUCUACAAAGAUUUGCUACAAUAAACAUCCAACUUCCUUGUAUCAAAAUUUGACACACUUGUUCUUGUGGAAUUGUGGAAACAUAAAAUAUGCGUUUCCAUCUUCCAUUGCCAAAAGCCUCCACCAACUCCAACAGCUAAAAAUACGAAAUUGCAAGGUUUUGGAGGAAAUUGUUGCAAAAGAAGAAGAAGCAAAUGCAGUUGUCCAUUUUGUCUUUCCAAAUAUAACCUUAUUGAAACUUCAAGAUCUACCAGAACUUAUAGCCUUCUACCCUGGAAUAUACACUAUAGAAAUGCCAAAGUUGAAAGAGUUGGAGGUGAAACGUUGUACCAAAUACUUGAGCUUCAAAGAAAACAAGAUGGAUACUGAGUGUGACAUUUUAGAUCCAGAAUCUAUCUUCUUGAACAAUGUGAUUAACUUCAAUUUGGAGAUAUUUGACUUAUAUGAUCAUGAGAGAAAUAUUAGUUGGCAAAGUCAAUCUAAAACUUUUGCAAUCAAUCGGGAUACCUCAGCAAAUUUUCCACUUCGACUCCUUCAAAAAUUUGAAAAUGUGAGAGAGCUUCGGCUAUUUUGCAGUGGUUACAGAGACAUUAAGAGCGUGUGUGAUCUCCCAAAUCUUGAAGUUCUAGAUGUAUGGUGCUGUGAGGGAUUGAUGAGUCUAGUGUCAUGCUUAGCUUCUUUCCAGAAUCUUAAAGUUUUGAGGGUAAAUUUAUGCGGCAGAUUAAUGAAGUUGAUUACACCUUUAGAGAUUAGAAGUUUGGUACAGCUGAGAGAACUGAGUAUAUCAAGUUGUGAAAUAUUGACUGAAAUAGUGGAAAAUGAAGGAGAUGGAACAACGAAUACUAAAAUUGUUUUUAACAAUUUGAACAAGUUGUCAUUUAAACAGUUAAAAAGUCUCACAUGUUUUUGCUUUGGGAAUUACUCCUUUAGCUUUCCAUCAUUGGAAGAGUUAAUUAUAGAAGAUUGCCCCAAUUUGGGGAUUUUUUGUCAAGGAAGCUUAUGCACACCAAAGUUAGACAAAGUCAUUUACAAGUUUAAAGAUGAGAAUGACGGAGAGGUAGAGAUCGGGGAUAAUGACUUGAAUACAACUAUACAACAAGAAUACAAAAAACAGAAUGAGAAAGAUUUCCGUCCCGAUGGUAGCAAACUGCAAAAGUCAAAUGGUGAUCAAGGAGCAAGUCGAAUGGACGAUUCUUAGACAUAAACGAAGUAUUGUCAGGAGGAGGACAAGAGGACUAGGACCUGAUGACGAGUAUAGAAGAUGAGGAAGAAAGCAGCAGUAGAUGUCCUCCGAGGAAGAAGCUCUGUCUCUCCAAAGAAUAAACUCGUCUUCUCAAAGAAAGUUUCAGGCAAAACCAUACCCUGUUAUAACUUCACCCUUUCUCUUUUUUUCCUUUCUUUCUUUAACUCAUAAAACACCCUCUCUUUACAAUAAAUGUUCUGCUUUUAACUUCUUGAUUUCCUAAUUUACUCAGUUCUGCUUCUGUUCUCUUCAGCUAUUUUACUUCUCUAUAGUAUUUGUGUGCUAUCUUAGUUUAAUUUCCUAAUAUACUCAAUUUUGUCUCUGUUUUCUUCACGGGUAAUAGGGGAAACGUUUCCUUCAAUGGUCACUGGUUGGAUGAGUUUGUUCCCCUGAAAACGUCAGCUUAUAUAAGCCAAGAUCUGCAUAUUGCUGUGAUGACAGAGGGAAACACUUGAAUUUGCAGCCCAAUGUCUUGGUGUUGGAAACUGAGGAAAUAUGAUGAUGAAAGUCAGUAAAAGAGAGAAGACAGGCACUGUUCCGGAUCCAGAUGUAGAUACUUACACAAAGGUAUCUUCAGCAUACUUAUCUUGUUUAUAUCAGAUGUAUUGUUGUAUAUGCAGUUGCUACAUGUAUGAAAUAUUCAUGACAUGGACAUGUGAUACUACAUCAUUGGGUACAGUCCUGAGGUCGAGAGGUAAGUUUUAAUUGCAAUGGCUGUGUGUACAAGCACAUUGUAUCCUUUCAUACAUAAAUACCUUUUUAUUUAAUUUCAUCUUAUUUAUCGAUUCGUUAUGUUGCAACAACUGUUUUUUGAUAAUCAGUGCACCAAUAUCGAAUGCUUAUCAUCAAGUAUUCUCCAAAAUGACAGUAUACUGAAUUCUUAGGAUUAGCUUUGUAAAUUUUUUAUAGCAACGUAAAAGAAGGUGAUUACAUACUCAGGAUAUAAAUUCCUAAACAAUAUGUUUAAAAUCCCUUUUUAAAUCAUUUAAAAGUGGUGGCUGCAGAAAGCUUCUCACUUUCUGGUGGCUGAGGUUCUGAUGUCUAAUUGAUUGUUGUGAUUUUAGGUUCUUCUGUCAGUUCAUUCUACUUUUUGUAGUGCACCUUGCCUUUAUAUCCAUGUUACGGUUGUUGGCACCCGUCUGCCAGACUCUGGCUGCUGCUAUGAUAGCUGGUGUUUUUGCAUUAUACUAGUCCUAAUUUUUUGUGGUUUCGUUAUCACACAGACUAUUUGGACCUUAUCCAAUUUGAUAUCAAAAUCAUCUUCGAAAAGGAUAAACUUGUGCUAUUUCAUUGGUUGCAACCUUCAUGCCAGGGUGGUUGAAGUAGGGUUUUCAGGUUUCUCCUCCUUCAUAUGGAGAGAUAGGCCUUUCAGUAAAUGAAUGUUUCGCUCCUCAGUGGCAAAAGCAUUGGGCGCCUUGUUUGGCUUGGCUUUACUUUUCAACAUUGGCUUUAUCUUGACCUUGAGUUUGUUGAAGCGUAAGUUCAUCCUGUUAUCAUAUAUUAACUUAAGAAGAAACAAUGCUACCCAAGUUUGUUCACCCAGUAAAAUUCAAAUGCAGCCCCCUGAUCAUCUUGUGUGAUGAUUUUGCAAGAAAAGUUGGACAAGAUUCAAGGAAGUCAAGAUUCCGUUCAUGGUAAACUUGUGAAAGAAAAGUCUAGGAAUACUCCCACGAAGGAGAAGAAGAAAUUCCCAACUGCUUUCUGAUAUUCUGCUGGAUUAAGGCCUGGUGUGCUUACAGCAUUGAUGGGUGUUAGUGAAGCUGGAAAAUCUACUCUUCUAAGUUUUGGCCAUACGAUGUUGUGUUGAUAACAAACUUGUUCUUCUUGCUUUAAUCUCUCGUGAAUCAAUCAGUAAGGGUUUGUUAGUACUGAGUACUCUCUGCUCAUUCUCCUGGAAAACUGAAUUGAGUAAUCUGUGUUUGUUUGUUUGAUUGAUUGAUUUUCAAAAGCCUGGAUUUAGAGUGACAUGGAUUACCCAGAGAAUGUAUAUAAACAAAUGAAAGCUCUUUUCUUUUAUUCAGUCAAUGAAAACUCUUGAACAUUUUCAUAACA